UGAGAAUGAUAUAUCAACUUUCCUUUAAGAUCAGACUGACUCUAAGUCCGCUAGCGUAACUGAUAGAGGCUAGAAACUGGUUCACUACAAGAUAUCAAGAUGACUUUCUUCUUGUCCUUGUUGUUCUAUAUGUUUCUUAUGGUUCCUGCCAGUCCAGUGGUGAGCAAGGCUGACUAUCGGUCGGUUAUGCCAGCUGAACGAAUCUGCAAACCUGGGCCGCCAUUGAAAGCAGCGACUGGAAAGACGAACUGUCUUGUUAUUGGUGAUUCCAUUAGUAUUGGUUACACUCCGUGGGUCGCCAGAAUGUUAGGUGAUGACUAUCAAGUCCAGCAUGCUCCUUGGGACAGACGAGACGGAGGAGCAAAGGACUCUGCGUAUGGUCUACAAUGCCUGGGCUUGUUUCUGCAGACCGCCAUGUUAGAACCAACAAGAUAUGAUGUUAUUAUCUUCAAUUUCGGCAUGCAUGAUAUAAACUAUAGCGGCAACCACUCGGAGGAAUACAUCACACCAGCUGAGUAUGCUAAAAAUCUAAGAGUCAUAACAUCAAUACUGUUAUCAACUGGGACUAAGGUAGGGUACGUUCUCACAACGCCGGUGCCGUAUAACGCCUCGCUUAAUGAUCGCGUCAUACAGUACAACAACAUAGCACGUGACGUGAUGAAGGAAUAUCCAACUGUAGUUACCGUUGACUUGUACACCUGGGUGAUCGAAGUCUGCGGAGUUCCGCCUUAUUUCAACUGCAUUAUCGCUGGCAAGCAGCCGAGCCCGCAUUACACGCAUUCAGGAUAUGAAUACUUAAGUGAGAGGGUAAAAGAUCUAAUCAUAGAUCUUACUCCAGAACAUGAUGAGAGUCCCCGCUUUUGGAAAAGACAAGAAUUAUUUUGGUCAAAGAGAGAAAAUCCAGUUCAGUGCAAGAACAAGUCUGGUGACGUGGUGACAGUAUGUCCAUAUAACAGCACGUGCUGUAACGAAAGGUAUUCCGUACCAGGGCAAGGAUGUUGUCUCACACCAAACGCCGUCCCGUGUGGGGACGAGUUGCACUGCUGUCCCGCAGGUUACAAGUGUGAUCCGGCCUGUUCAAGAUACGAGUGUUCCUGUCAAAAGGCGCGAUGAAAGACGCAUUGGAAAAGGCUGUUGUUUGUCAAGUUAGCUGAAUGACUUGACAAAGUGAUUAUAAUUUUUACCAUAAUUGAAAUAAUAAAAAGUUCGAUUUUUUAAGA
This is a messenger RNA of Orbicella faveolata, 1220 nucleotides long. RefSeq lists its product as uncharacterized. Lineage: Eukaryota; Metazoa; Cnidaria; Anthozoa; Scleractinia; Merulinidae. The record is from RefSeq and is a predicted model, not a curated record.